Messenger RNA from Cutaneotrichosporon oleaginosum, 1304 nucleotides. RefSeq lists its product as uncharacterized. Gene Ontology annotation, cellular component: intracellular anatomical structure. Lineage: Eukaryota; Fungi; Basidiomycota; Tremellomycetes; Trichosporonales; Trichosporonaceae. Gene Ontology annotation, molecular function: oxidoreductase activity, acting on NAD(P)H, oxygen as acceptor. The record is from RefSeq and is a predicted model, not a curated record.
CGGCCCGGUACCGGACCGAUAUAUAACGUCACAACAAUCACAAGCCAGAUAUCACGCCGACCCCGUACGAUCCUCGAUCUCGAGCCUGUCCUCUCAAUUGUCUCACUCCGCUUUCUCUGUCAACCAUGUCCACCCUACGUGUCAUCUCCCGCUCCCCCGUCGCCCGCCGUGCUUUGUCGGUCUCGGCGGCCUCGCGGAAGAGCAACACGCCCGGCGUCCCACCCCAGAAGAUCCUGGACGAGUAUGACGAGCACCGCGUUGAGAGGACGCCCGAGGCCGCGUCCAUGGGAGACCACACGUUCAAGCAGCCCAAGUCCCUACCGCCCGGCGACGUGGGGCACGACGUCCUCCGCGACGUCGGCCGUCACUCGAAGCGCACCCUCUCGUCAUUUAGCGUCGAGGGCAAAGUCUGUGUUGUAACUGGUGCCGCGCGCGGCUUGGGCAACAUGAUGGCUCGCACUCUGGUAGAGUCGGGCGCAACUCAGCUCGCUAUCCUGGAUCUCAACGCGCAAGAUGCGCAGAAGGCAGCGGACGAGCUCAUCGCCUGGUUUGUGGCGGAAGGCGAGGCGGAGGAUGGCGAGGUUGACGCUGUCGGUCUCGGCUGUGACGUCUCUGACGAGGCGAGCGUGCAAAGGGCGUUCCAGCAGCUGAAGGAGCGUUUCGGACGCGUAGACAUCCUCGUUACGGCUGCAGACAUCGUUGAGAACUUUCCCGCAGGCGAGUACCCCACCGAGCGUGUGAAGAAGCUGCUCGAUAUCAACGUCAUGGGGACAUGGUUCUGCGCACGAGAAGCCGCCAAGCUCAUGCCUGACGGCGGCAGCCAGGUGCUCAUUGGCAGCAUGAGCGGGAGUAUCGUCAACGUACCGCAGCCGCAGACGCCGUACAACUUUUCGAAGGCCGCCGUUCGCCAGAUGGCGCGCUCGCUAGCCGUCGAGUGGGCGCAGCAGCGCAUUCGAGUCAACUGCAUCUCCCCCGGGUACAUGCUUACGGCGCUCACCAAGGCAAUCCUCGAUAAAGACCCCGUAUUGCGCGACACGUGGGUGAGCAAGAUCCCGCAGGGUCGGAUGGGCGACCCGUCUGAUCUCAAGGGCGCGGUAGUCUACCUUGCCAGCGACGCCUCAAAGUAUACGACGGGGUCGGAGCUUGUCGUCGAUGGCGGCUACACCUGUUUGUAGACACCUAUUCGCGGAUCACGCUGUGCGCCCUCGUACAUACGUACAUACGUGCCCAUCGCGCUGCGCAGCCGGCAGGCCGGCAGUGCCGUUGUAUCUACGCAUGGCAUGGAGAUGGACAUUUGCCUUGUG